UCUGUAGCAAACCGUACCAUUUCUCUCUUAGAUACCUUUACCUUCCUUCUAUAAAUUAGGUUCUUCCUUUCACAUUUCUUUGUCUUCUUCUUCUACAUAAAAUUGAUUCGCCUCGAAAUUUACACAGACUUGUCGCUCUCUCUUUCUCUCUUAUUUCACAGAGCCCCUAAACAUUUCCAAAAAUCUUGCAAAGGAAGAAAAACAAUGGACAAAUUUUGGACUUUCCUCACUGCUCUUCAUUCAGGCGCUGGGCCUAUCGUGAUGUUACUUUAUCCAUUGUACGCAUCGGUGAUAGCAAUGGAGAGCACAACAAAAGUGGACGAUGAACAGUGGCUUGCGUAUUGGAUAAUAUAUUCGUUCCUCUCACUCACGGAACUGAUUCUGCAAUCGCUUAUUGAGUGGAUUCCGAUUUGGUAUACGGUGAAACUUGUGUUCGUGGCUUGGCUAGUUCUUCCUCAGUUUCAAGGCGCAGCUUUUAUCUACAACCGUGUUGUUAGAGAACAGUUCAAGAAACACGGCGUCCUCCGCUCCACCCACUCCAAGCCCACCAAGCCCAACAUCCUCCACUCCAUUUUCCCCCACCGGGAGGGACACGAGGCUCACAGUCACUGAAUCAGAAGGGUGGAGCAGACAGAAGAAGCCUGACUAGUAUUAUUGUAAUGGUCUUGGUGGUGGUCCCAUCAUGUCCCUGUCUAAUCUACUUUUUACUUUAUUUUUAUUUAUCACAAAAAAUGGGUUUAGGAAUGUUGAUGAUGAUGACUGAUGAGGUGUGUAAUCGUUUUUAAAUUAGAAAAUGGCUUCUUCUGCUUGUAUGAUUGUAUCGCUAAUCUUCCACGCGUAUUUCUUUAAUGUCAACGCUAAUAAUUUCCAAUUGUGUCCCUUCUUGAACUUAUCAUACAUAUUUUGAUGACGCAAAUAUCUCACCGAAUCAAA
Molecule: messenger RNA, 933 nt
Organism: Arabidopsis thaliana (thale cress)
Lineage: Eukaryota; Viridiplantae; Streptophyta; Magnoliopsida; Brassicales; Brassicaceae
Gene: HVA22D
Product: HVA22 homologue D
Exons: 4
Coding region: 205-612 (135 amino acids)
Cellular component (GO): membrane
Source: RefSeq, marked reviewed